This is a messenger RNA of Elaeis guineensis (African oil palm), 1565 nucleotides long. RefSeq lists its product as uncharacterized. Gene Ontology annotation, cellular component: cytosol. Lineage: Eukaryota; Viridiplantae; Streptophyta; Magnoliopsida; Arecales; Arecaceae. Gene Ontology annotation, molecular function: protein-folding chaperone binding. The record is from RefSeq and is a predicted model, not a curated record.
CUCUCUCGUUUUCCGCCAAUUACCCUCCCUCCAUUUUGUUUCCUCCGAAGACGUACGAUUUUGACUUGAUUCUUUCUUCCAAAUUUGGAACCAAAUCCCCAAAUUUGGUAACGUUGUAGUUUCCUUUCCGAGAAUUGUUUCGAAUUGAUCAAAUCUGUGAUGAAUUUAAGGAUCUCGGGCGUUCUGAAAAGUUUCGCGAUUGAAAGAACUAAAGUUCUCUCCAAUCCUCCCACCAAAAACUUGAAUUUAGGGUUAGGGUUUGGUUUGAGUUGAUGUUUGUAUCGGCAUGGGAGUCGAUUACUACAACGUCCUGAAGGUGAACCGGAACGCCACCAAUGAGGAUCUCAAGAAAUCGUAUAGGAGGAUGGCGAUGCAGUGGCACCCGGACAAGAACCCUAACAACAAGGCUGAGGCCGAAGCCAAGUUCAAGCAGCUCUCCGAGGCCUAUGAGGUUCUAAGUGAUCCACAGAAGAGGGCAAUAUAUGAUCAAUAUGGAGAAGAGGGUCUGAAAGGGAUGCCCCCUCCUGGUUCCAACAGUGGGGUCCCAUUUGCUAAUGGCUCAAGUGGUCCUAGUAAUUUCCGAUUCAAUCCUCGAAGUCCAGAGGAUGUUUUUGCUGAGUUAUUUGGAAGUGGCCCUUUUGAGUUCGAGUCCAUGGGACGUGCAAAGUCCAUGAGGUUUCAUACAAAUGGUAGUGGGACUUUUGGCGGAUUAGGUGGGACUGAGAAUACCUUCAAAUCAAAUGCUGAGGCAGUUAGUGCUAGCAGAGGCCAGCCUCGGAAAGCACCACCUGUGGAGACCAAGCUCGAAUGCAGCCUUGAAGAGCUUUAUACUGGAUCAACAAGGAGGAUGAAGAUCUCAAGAAAUGUUAUGCGACCUAAUGGGCGUCUGGUGCCCGAGACGGAGAUCUUAUCAAUUGAUGUGAGGCCUGGAUGGAAGAAAGGAACCAGGAUAACAUUUCCAGACAAAGGGAAUGAGCAGGCGAACCUUUUGCCAGCAGACCUUGUCUUUGUCAUUGAGGAGAAGCCUCAUGAGGUGUACAAGAGGGAGGGGAAUGAUCUUGUUGUCCACUGGAAAAUUUCUUUGGUGGAUGCACUUGCAGGGGCCAUAAUAAAGCUAACAACCCUUGAUGGGCGUGACCUUGCAAUCAAUGUGACUGAUAUUGUGACCCCUGGGUAUGAGCUUGUGGUUGCAAAGGAAGGGAUGCCGAUCGCCAAAGAGCCAGGCAAGAAGGGAAAUCUGAGGAUCAAGUUUGAUGUUAAGUUUCCUUCAAGGUUGACAACCGAGCAGCGGGCAGCCAUUAGAUGUAUCCUUGGAGGUUAACUACAGCAAAUGCAUAAUACUAUAUGCUUAACAAACAGGCUCCACACUAAUAUCUUAGUAUUUGUUUUGUUCCUUUUAUUGGUAUUGUCUACUAUUUUUCUUCCAACUAAUUUCUUCGUUUGUUAUAGCUCAGAAUGUGAAUAGCAUUUUGAAUGCAUGAUGCUCUUUCUCAUGAUAAUUUAAUUUUCAAAUGCAACCAAAGCAUAUUUUGGUGGACCUUGUGUUGGAAAAGCUUAUAUAGACU